UCCUUUUCCCAAGCCCCCUCUUCUCCCUCUUUCCCCUCCUCCUCCUUUAUCCCCUCCCUCUGUGUCUCAGUUCUGCAGUAAACGGGGCUGAGGCACAUUCCUGCACUGCAAGGCUUUCUGUUAAGGAUGUUUUGUGGCUUUUGUUUGGAUUGCAGCAUGCAGAAUUACAGCUGUUCAGAGGAGCCUCAUUACAACUCCUGCUGAAGCUCCUAAUCUUCCUCCCUUCUCUUCUGCCCCUACCCCCUACCCUCAUUGGCCUGAAGACAUUGUACCCAGAGUUUGCCUUACUCCCCUGGUGCUAUGUGUAUGGUAAACCUGGUACUAUGGCCGCAUCUGGGACUGGCCAGACAACUGCUGCUGGUUCUCCCUAUUCCAAGAAGGAUUUAAAGGGGAAUUGUACUGCAGGCAGUGCACCAGAGCAGCAUCAGGAGCUUGGGGACUAAGGCUCGUCUGGCAUUAUUACAGACCCACACAGCUGACCGCAAUGACUGCAGCUGCUCCUCUGAACUGUUGGCAGCAGCCAAGCGGCAGCAUGAAGUGAGAGAUCACUCCCGAGCUCAAGAUGAACUCUACCUUGGAUGGUAAUCAGAGCAGCCACCCUUUUUGCCUCUUGACAUUUGGCAAUUUGGAAACUGUCGAUUUUUGCCUUUUGGAAGUAUUGAUUAUUGUCUUUCUCACUGUAUUGAUUAUUUCUGGCAACAUCAUUGUGAUUUUUGUAUUUCACUGUGCACCUUUGUUGAACCAUCAUACUACAAGCUAUUUUAUUCAGACUAUGGCAUAUGCUGACCUGUUGGUUGGGGUCAGCUGCCUGGUCCCUUCUUUAUCACUCCUCCACUACCCCCUUCCAGUGGAGGAGUCUUUGACUUGCCAGGUAUUCGGUUUUGUAGUAUCUGUUCUGAAGAGUGUCUCCAUGGCCUCUCUGGCCUGUAUCAGCAUCGAUAGAUAUAUUGCCAUCACUAAACCUUUAACCUAUAAUACCCUGGUUACGCCUUGGAGACUACGUGUUUGUAUUUUCCUGAUUUGGCUAUAUUCCACCCUGGUCUUCCUGCCUUCCUUUUUCCACUGGGGCAAACCUGGAUAUCAUGGAGAUGUGUUUCAGUGGUGUGCAGAGUCCUGGCACACCGACCCCUACUUCACCCUCUUCAUCGUGGUGAUGUUGUAUGCCCCGGCAGCCCUUAUUGUGUGCUUCACCUAUUUCAACAUCUUCCGUAUCUGCCAACAGCACACAAAGGAGAUCAGCGAAAGGCAAGCCCGCUUCAGCAGCCAGAGUGGGGAGACUGGGGAGGUACAGACCUGUCCCGAUAAGCGCUAUGCCAUGGUCCUGUUCCGAAUUACUAGUGUGUUUUACAUCCUCUGGUUGCCAUACAUCAUCUACUUCUUAUUGGAGAGCUCCACUGGCUACAGCAACCGCUUCGCCUCCUUCUUGACCACCUGGCUUGCUAUUAGUAACAGUUUCUGCAACUGUGUCAUUUAUAGUCUCUCCAACAGUGUCUUCCAAAGGGGACUAAAGCGCCUCUCAGGGGCCAUGUGUACUUCUUGUGCAAGUGAGACCAUAGCUAAGGACCCUUACACAGUUAGGAGCAAAGACCCCCUUAACGGAUGUCAUAUCUGAAGUGGUUCAGACACUGAGUCACUGUGGGGGGGGUGUGUGUGUGUGUGUGUGUUUUUCCUUUUUAUCUCUGUAUUCCUAGUUCACUAGGAAAUCUGGGACAAAAUAAUUAGACUCUAAGCAAUAGCAAACAAAUGAUCCGUCGAAAAUACCUUCUAAGUUUGCAGAAAUUAUUUUCUAAAAAGUGUUUUGGCAUCAGGAGAAUCAGGACUGUGAAGGUAAAUUGCUCUUGGUUCCAGUUUUUGUAAUGUCAUGGAAAUGACUACAUUUUUAAGAUUUAAAAUAAAUAAAGCCAUAUCUAACACCUCUCUUCAGCGGGCAUGACUGAACCUGGGUGUGAAAAGCGUCAGCAUUUUUAAAAAGUCAUUUUCUUGUCGCUUUUCUGGGUUCUUUCCAGCUGUUUGGGCUGCAUAUGCAAUUGAAUUAUUUUAAUGGGGAAUAUUAAAAACCAGUGAUGAAUUAACAGGAUAUAAAAUUUUUCUUUAUAUAUGCCAAAGUAAAACUGUGCUGCAAGUUUCAGCACUGUCAUUUAGAAAGCCAAAUGUUUUACGUUUUAUGUCUUAUUCUCAUAAGAGAAUUCUCAGUACAGUGAAUAAUGUGAACACCUAAACACUAAUUUUAAAAUUUUGCAGUGCACCAUAAAUGAAGCAAAAGUGCAGUCAAAUCAUAUAAUUUUUAUGAAAAGUUGAGCUGCUCUCUGUGCCAUGCUUCAUGGAGAUCUAAAGAACUGUGUGCAUAGAAAGUGAUUGUGUGGUAGUAUUUUUGCCCAUGCCUUUGUGUAUGUGUGUAUUGACAAUAUUUGAAUUUAGAUUACUCUUUACAGCAAAGUGUGUUUUAAUAAGCUGAAAAACAAAUGAUAGGUUAAUUGCUGCCAUUUUUUUUAUAAUGGUGAAAACAUAUAAAAGUAAAUCUUUAGUCUUCUCUUUUUUUUAUCCAGAGACUUUUGAAAUAUAAGACUAUCUGGGAGAAAGGUGUCCUAAGCAACUGAAUGAGAAAAUAUACUGUAUAUUUAACUAAUACAUUUAUAAAAUAGAAGGUGAUUGAGAUGUUAUCUUUGUGGUUAAAUGGCAUCAACAAAGUAGCAUCUAAUUGUUUUUAAAAGCAAUCUUUUUUAGUGUUAAGGAAUGCACAUUUGAAUGAGAGAAGGAGAAGUCCUUUAUUGCGCUUCUCUUUCUAGAAAAGAAAUCCUUUGAUAUAACAGUUGUUUACUUAGUCUUUCUUUUUUUUAAGUCAAAGUACUAGCAAAAUCUGUAGGAUGUUAUUACUGUUACUCUAGAAUUAUCGAUAGUGCUGUGUAUUUGCAUGUACUAGUGAUGUUUUCUUCAAGUGAUUAUCUUUAGAACAAGAAGUUUAUUUUUCUAAAAGGAGAGAAGGAUUUCCCAGCAGCUCCAAGCAUGAGAGUAUUUCCUCUGCUUUUCAACUGGUUUUAAUGUUUUGGAAGUCUUCAGGAGGACUUAUGUGAUCUCUCUGCCUUUGGCUAGAUGUUAUAAUCUUAAUACAACAAUGGUAUUCAGUGAGAUGGAAGAAACCCAAGGGAAAUGGGUUAAAGUGAAGUUUUGAAUCCAAGAAAGGACAUGGAUAUUUAUAAAACAGGGAGAUAGGCUUUGGGUUUUUUGUCAUAUAUUAGAAAACCUACUGCCUCCUUUUAAAAUAAAGGGCAGCAUUCUUAUGAUUUUAGGUUUUAGAUAUCAGUUUGAUUUUAACCUCAAAUGUGUGUUCUACUUCAACUGCUUAAUUUUAAGUGAAUCAGUAUUACAUAAACAUUGAAAUUUCACAUUCUGAAUUCUUCCCAAAAACUUGCUUGCUCUUUAUAUUUACUGUUAGAAAAUUUGAUUCCAAGCUGUUUCAAUAUUUAGAACUCAUUGAAAUUGCAAGUUAUUUUAACAAUGAGUGGCUCUGUUAAAUUGCCAUUUGAAUUGGAAAACCUUUUCCCUUGGAUUCUGAAAAAUGGUUCUGUACAUUUCUCCUUUAUUUACAUGGCACAGAUCUAAAAGAACCAAAAUUCCCUUUUCAUACAUGUUGGGGAAUGUAACCUGUUCAGAUUUGCAGUUUGCUUGUGAGUUUUUAGUUUAGCAAAGAUUAGAAUCUUAAAGAUUAUUUUUUGUAGAAAACUGAUGUUAAAUCAGUGGAUUUUUAGGUUUGGGGGUUUUGAGCCCUUUUAAUUUUUUCCUGCAGUGGAGUUCCAUCUUGUGAGAAAAGAGAAAACUCUUUGGGAAAGAUCUUAUGGAAAUUUUAUGGAAAAGAGAAAAUAUCUGUUUGAUUCUCUGGAAGUGGGCUAAUCAAGCUGAUCUUUUAAUGACUCAAAAGAUAACUCUUUCAAUAAGAGCUUUUGUUAACAGAUUUUUACAUUUUUUUGUCCUAGUACCAAAUUUAGAUGUUAUUAGAAAUAUUUUUUUCACAUUAAAAUCUCUGUCAAUGUCUCAACCUAAAACUAAAGUAGAAACUAAGUACGUAUAAUAAUUUUAAAGAAAAAUUCCCCCACUCCCCCAGCUGAUACUUGUUUAAUAUCAGAUGUCUUUCCAGUUUAUAUUGUCUUCAUUGGACUAUAGAAAGUCUGCGUUUUCUUCCACUUACCAGUUCUUUUCUCACAUUCAUUGUCUUUACUGUUUUUUAAUUUUUAUUUUCUUAUGUUUGUGCAUGUUGGGGGAGAGGGGAUGAGCCUGGAUAUAAUCAUUCAAUCAUCGGUGGCUAGGAGCAUAUUCUAUGUGAUACAUCUGGACAGUUUGUAUUUAAAUAACCUUUUCAUCCUGGCAUGUUUAGUGCAACAUUUGAUGACGUUUGGUUUAAAUACCAAUCUGGCUAGUUCAGAAUGAAAAAAUAUAUAUAUUUUUAGAUUCAGUUACCUUGGGCUUUGGCAAGACAGUGCAUUUAACUAUAUAUGGUAUAUGACUGAUAUCAGAGGAAGCAUAAGCUUUUGGUGAUUGUGUUGAAAUUAUUUCAUAGUAAAUGUUCAAAUAAGACAAUACUAAUUAUUAUAUUUGUAAAUUGUACGUUUUUAUACAGUGAUUUCAGAGAAGAUGUGUUUUUUUUCCUCUUAGAACAGAAAAGCAGUUACAAAAGGACAAGUGGUCUACUUUAAUGAAAGAACUGUCUUACACCAGAAAGGAUAUUUAAAUUGUUCAUGGAUCUACCGACUCCCAAAUUCCAUUUUGGAAAGGGUUUUCUUUAAGCGUUAUUGCUUGAUGAAUUUCUUUUUGAGCCUUUUUAAGGGCUUUUCCUUUUUACUUGAAUAAUGGUCUCAGUAUUUUAAGGAUUGGGAAAACUUGAAUUUUUGUACUAUAAAUGCAUUGUCCACUCUUUGAACUUGAAAUUAAAGCAACAGGGUUACAAGUUCCCAGAUGGUAGAGUGGUUUCUGGGAGUGUGUCCUCAGCCUUUCAGGUUUGAUUCAAAAAUCUGCACAGUGGCUUUGUAGGAAAUGUUUUAAUUUCGCUUUGUGUUUUUGUAUCAUAGAAGACUUGUGAAAUAAAUUAUUGGUAAACCAGAAUUUAUUGUUAUAUGAGCAGAUUAUGGGAAGAUUAAGGAUGGGAGAAUUGUGGCAUUUAUGAUUUUUUAAAGUCUUCACAAAUCGUUCUCUGUGUUUUUGUGUAAUUUUUCCAUUUCAAGUUGAAGGAAACCUAAUUAUUUUAUAUUAAAUGUACAUAUUAUUAACAUA
Molecule: messenger RNA, 5262 nt
Organism: Leptonychotes weddellii (Weddell seal)
Lineage: Eukaryota; Metazoa; Chordata; Mammalia; Carnivora; Phocidae
Gene: GPR21
Product: G protein-coupled receptor 21
Biological process (GO): G protein-coupled receptor signaling pathway
Cellular component (GO): membrane
Molecular function (GO): G protein-coupled receptor activity
Source: RefSeq, a predicted model, not a curated record